Ricinus communis (castor bean) is the source of this 1920-nucleotide messenger RNA. RefSeq names its product E3 ubiquitin-protein ligase Os04g0590900. Gene Ontology annotation, biological process: protein ubiquitination. Gene Ontology annotation, molecular function: transferase activity. Lineage: Eukaryota; Viridiplantae; Streptophyta; Magnoliopsida; Malpighiales; Euphorbiaceae. The record is from RefSeq and is a predicted model, not a curated record. Bases 542 to 1693 code for a protein of 383 amino acids. The transcript has 2 exons.
UUAUUUGCUUACUUUGUUGGGCAUAAUGUAUUUGUAUAUGUAUCUGAGAAUAAGAUUUAGCCUACUUAAAAAAGGAACUCCUAACCGUAAUUGGGUUGGAGAAUAAUGAAGGCAUUGAUUGCUUUAUGAACACAACCAACAUCACACACUCCCCUUAGUCAACAAACCUUAAUCUCUGAAAGAGAAAAAAACGAGGAAACAAAUUAAACAAGAAAAAGAAAAGAGCAGAGAAGAGGGGUAGAAAAAGAAAAGAAGGAAAAGAAAGAAUUCCCAUCAGACACUCUCUGCUUUCCAUGCAAGCCCCUUUUUCUUGCUUUUUCCCCACCUCCUUCUUGUCUUAGACCUUCAAGGAUUUUCACCACAGAAGUUCUAUGUACUUGCUGCUUCAGCUUCUCUGUUUGUGUAGAGCAUCUUCAUUGAUGUUGCAUUUUGUCUCUAAUCACCGUCAAGAACAAUUCCAAAUGUGAGCAUAAUUGCAGGAAGAAGAAAAUUUCAUGCUAAAGCUAUAGAAAAGUCCUACAGUCAAUAAGGUUAAGUCAUCAUGGCAUCACUAGGCACCCCAAAAACUUGGAUUCCUUAUGUGAAUGGUAAAGACUGUUCUAAAGGGUUUUGUAGCUUGUACUGCCCACAGUGGUGCUACAUCAUCUUCCCUCCUCCUCCGCCUCCUCCUCCUUAUGAUGAAUUCCCAGAUGAUAAUUCAGGCCCGACUUUCUCCCCUCUUGUCAUUGCAAUUAUUGGUAUUCUGGUUAGUGCUUUUCUUCUAGUAAGUUACUAUACCAUAAUUUCGAAGUACUGUGGAAACAAUAAUAAUGAUUCAGCAAGAAGAAGAGAAAACCAAGAUCAAAUUGAAGAACUGGAGGACAAUCACAACCCAUCUCUCCAUGAACCUUGGCAUGUUACCACCACUGGCUUAGAUGAAGCUUUAAUCAAAUCAAUUACAAUGUGCAAGUACAGGAAAGGAGAUGGCUUGAUUGAAGGUACAGAUUGCUCUGUUUGUCUAAGUGAGUUUCAAGAAGAUGAAAGCAUAAGGCUUUUGCCUAAGUGUAGCCAUGCUUUCCAUGUCUCUUGCAUUGACACUUGGCUUAAAUCUCACUCGAAUUGCCCUCUGUGUCGAGCUAACAUCAUUUUCAUCAGCGCUUCACUUCCUCCAUUACCUCCUCCUCCACCUCCGCUCAUGGAAAGUCUACUUCCUGGUGAUGAACCCAUUCGAGGAAGUAACAGGGCAAAUGCAAAUGUGGCAGUUGCACAAGACAUAGAAAGGGAAAGGGUCGUCUCAUCAGAAGAUGAAACAGUGCAAAAUCAUGGAGCUCCAAAGGCACCACUGCGUGUUUUUAGCGAUUUGGGAAGCUUGGAAGAGAGAGAUGCCAUAAUUGAGAUUAGAGAUGAAAGGUAUCAUCGUCAACACAUCAGGAGAUCAUUUUCACUGGAUCAUCCAUGUCAAAGCCGUGCUUCGGUUGCUGAUAUCUUGAGAAUAAAUCAGGAUGAAGAUGUCAUUCUAAAUCCUGAAAAUUGCUUAUCAGGAGAUGCUGGAUCAUCGAAACAUUCAGUGGAAGUCAGCAAGUCUAAUAGCCAUAGAAGAAAAAGAGUUUUGCUCGGUGUACUAAGUCCUGUUACAAUGAAGAGAUCAUUUUCAAGUGGAAGAUUUUUCCUCACUAAGCAUGGAAGGGUACGUGACUUCAUUAGCCCCGUCUGAGAAACAAAAUUGAAUUUUCUUUCUUGAAAAAAUUAUUUGGUCGGCACAAUUAUGAGAAAACAAAAAUUUAAGGGAGAAUUUAGUUUUAGAAAAAGCUAAAUCUCGUACUGUACUAUUGUGAUUAUUACACCAAUCAUUUUCCAUAUUAGAUCUAAAAUGGAUGAGGAGGCCUAUGUGGGAUUAAAUCUUGUGAUUUGCUUGCUUAACUUUUACCACUUAACAUAAAA